Messenger RNA from Ectocarpus sp. CCAP 1310/34, 2742 nucleotides. The record is from the annotation of a GenBank genome assembly. NCBI's taxonomy places the organism in Eukaryota, Phaeophyceae, Ectocarpales, Ectocarpaceae.
AUGCUGGAUCCGUUGCCGACAAGCUGGCCCGACGCCCGUAUUAUUUUGCUCUCGCGUCGCCAGAAACGCUCCAAAGAGGAGGCCGCCAGGGCUCGACGCCUCGGGGUUUCGAUAGGCGAGUACUUCAACGACACCCACGUAGAUGGACGAGAGCACAAGCAGGCGCCCGUGCCCGAACCGGAUGCACGUCCCUCGGGUGGAACCACUGACAUUAGCGCGGCCUCCUUUUUCCGACGACGACUUCGGACAGACCGUUCCCUCCUGAACGCCGCUGCAACAGGUAGCCAGCGACGGCGGAAGAAACGUCCCGCCCUCGAUCCUCCUAAUCGAAGUCGGAAGGCACGCGACGGCAGCUGGGUAGCGGGAGACGGAGAGAAGAAGGCAACUAGGAGCGAUGACAUCUUGAGCGAUACCGACUGCAGCGACUACGACGAGGAGGGCGGCGGCGGCCUCGGCACGCUUACCCGCGCCGAGAGCCGGCUGAGCUCCGUGGCAGAGUGCCGGGAACACUCGCAGUUCGCCUGGCUCCACUUUCCGCACGUCGAGCUCGUGUUCCUCUUCUUCGCGUACGAGGGCGCUGUGGCGUCGCAGGUAUCCGCCCUCCGGGAGGCCGGCUGUCUCCCGGUGAUGAUCGCAGCGGGACUGGCCCUGGUCUUCUACCCAAUCCUGAUGUUCGUCGCCGUGUUGCGCACUUUCUUCGUGCGGGUGCGGCCCAACACGCCAAUCGUCUUCCUCUCCAAGGUUAGAGCCGGCUGGGAGGAGGACCACAGCCUGUUCGCGUGGGCCAACAAGGGGACGUGGGAGACGGCGGAGACGGACAACGAGGGGAUCCGGCGCGAAGGGCAGUGGUUCCGCAUCGGUUUCGAGCCGUUGUUCGUGGACUUCACUAAGUCCGGCGCGUGGUUUGUGGCCUUCACGCUUGUGGAGGGAUGCCUAGGCCUCGGCCAUGCUGUUUCAUUCCUACUGAUUUAUUUUGCGCAGUGGGCUGCCUUGGGUUGCAUCGGGGCACUCAUCGACGAGAGCGUGCUGCAGCUCUCGCUCUUCUGCGCUCUCCACACGCUGUCCUUCCUCCUGCUCGUCGUCUUCAGGCCCUUCGCAAAUAGACUUGAAAGAAAAACACAACGUGUUCGUUUCCUGGAUCGGUUGUAUUUCCGUGCUCACAGCGUCAUCAACGCCAUGGGUGCGGGCCUAGUGGGCAUCGAUGCUGUGUGCAUGGCCCUGCUGGCCGUCUCCGCCAGCCGCUGGGAGGGAACCGUGGCAGCAGGGAAGGUCGACUCGGCGGUGAUGCUGCUGCAGUUGUUCGCUCGCUGCGCACUGAUCAUUCCGAUCUAUAUUGACACCUCACUGAUGUUGAUCGAGGCGAUACGCAGCCGAUUGCAGAAGUGCACCACAACUGCACCGCAGCAUGUCCGGACAGAGGCCGAAAAGGUUGAAGACCUCUUCGUUCGGCACUUCAUCCGGCGCUCAUGGCCGCGCACGUGGUGCACCAUACUCGGCAAGAACAUUUUCGCGUGCGCGAGCGACACGAGCGAGGGCAUCCGCCCGCCCGGCACGUCCACGGCCGAAGACCGCCUCGCCGCAACCACCAUGCGCGCCGCGCGCACGGGUCCGUUCCCUAUGCCGAGCGCGCUGCGACUGGGAAGAAGGAGCAAGUCAUCGCCGUUUGGCUAGCGAGUCGCAAGGCGAACACGACGUACAGCCCAGCGGCUGGCGGUUAUGUGUCCGCAGUUGAUCGACAGGCAGUUGCGUGGAGCAUGUGAAGUCUAUGCCGACGGCAGUUCGCACAUGCAUCUGGAGAGUGAAGGCGUCGCAAGCAGUAGACCCAGGCACCUUGGGUGCUGUGGGACUCUGGCGGGGCGUUCCGAAUCGAUCAAGUCUUUUGGCACACAAGAGAGUUGUUCUGUCUACGGCGAAUUCCCCCCUGCCCUGAACGUGUAGUUCGACCUGUUUUGGGGGUGUUUUGUAUGUCAAACAUAUAGACUAGGUUGAAUUGACCCUUCUUAAAGUCGGACACUAUGUUUGUCUAUAGUCUACAGCACCCUCGUUAUAAAGUUUCCGUUGUGAUGGCAGCACGUGGGUGCUUGUCAAAGAGAGGAGCCUGCCGCUGACUCGUCUUACGGCCGUUUUAAACGGACCGACUUUUUUGUCAAAAUUUUCGACAUUUAUUUGUCUUUCAAAAACUUGGAACCUGUGUGCAGUCAUUUUAAUCGUGUGACGUGGACUUGUGCAACUUGUGUAAAAAAAAAUGACGCCGUCCGUGAGUUGUAGCGCUCACUUCGAGACAACACACACGACACAACACAAACCGCGGAAAACACGACAUCAUGGACACCGACAUGGAUAUCACGACCACCCAGCGUGGCCGGCAGACCAAAACCCCGGCGAAAUUCCAGCAGACGGGCUCUCUCGGUGCCGCCGUAGGCGGUGGAGGCUUGCUCUCCAGCAAGAUAGUGCUGCUGCCUGGCAUCUCGGGGAACACUCAUGUUACCACGGGAGGCGCUGCCGCCACCAACACUCAGAGCGAGGGUGGAGCAGUCCGCCGGCGAGGGGUGGCAACCACUGCUCCUACCCCCCCGGGAAAAGGAAAAAACAAAGCGGCGGACGCGAAGCAACAACUGCAAGCCAUCAUGGCGGACCGCCGUUUUUCGGACGACACAGCAACAGCAGACAGCAUCGUCAACGUUGGCAACAGCGACGAUAGCAAUAGCGACAGCGACAGAUGACUCACACACAACCCUAGCU